AUGGUACCCGUGCACAUCUCAAUUUCAAACAAACGCAUUGAUUUUCUAGAUAAUAACAGUUAUACGUUUGCAAUGAAUAUAAUUCAUUUAUUAAUACUACCAUGUAUUGUUUAUGGGUCAACAGACACAACAUGGGACUAUGGCGCACUUGGACCUGAUAUGUGGGCUGAAGCAUAUCCAUUGUGUGGAAAUGGUAUGAAUCAAUCUCCAAUAAAUAUUGUAACAUCAUGCACCGUAUAUAAACAAUUUCAAGAAUUUAAUUUUUCAGUCGGAUAUAACGAAUUACUCAAUUUUUCAUUAACUAAUAAUGGACAUACCAUCAUCGCUGAAUAUGGCAAUGGCAGUGUGAGUAAAUUGUUAGUAUCAGGUGGAAAUCUUGAUGAGGGUAUGUUUGAAUUACAAAAUUUUCAUUUACAUUGGGGUUUGAAUCCUCGUCAAGGUUCAGAACACACCAUCGACGAGAAAAAAUAUUCUGGUGAAGCUCAUUUUGUUCAUCUUAACCAUGUAACAUCACAAAUAGCUGUGUUGGGAUUUUUAGUUGAAGGUGUUGAACAUUUGGAAAAUUCUGCUUGGACGAAAUAUAUUGAUGUAGCUAGUGCAUUAAAAACCACGGGCAAUACAACGAUGUUUACUGCUAAUCUGACAUCUUUGAUGAAUAAUCGUUCUAAUUCGGACAAUUUUUUUCGUUAUAAUGGAUCACUCACUACGCCACCUUGCACAGAAGGUAUUAUAUGGACAGUAUUCAAGACUCCUAUUCAAAUUCGCAACUCAGACUUGGAAAUGUUACGUGCCAAUCUCUUUGCUCAAGAUUUUCGAGAACCUCAGCCAAAAAAUAUGCGAACAGUUUAUCGUAGCGUCUUUCAACAAGAAUCUUCAUCUCGAGCACAAGAUUACUGCUGUAAUACGAGAAAGAAAAGAUCAUUAUUUAGUGGUGCUGUCCUAUCUUAUUCUUCAAUAAAAUAUUACUGGGCCAUUAUUAUUUUUACUUAUUGGUUCAACGGUUUAUUUUAA
Molecule: messenger RNA, 1011 nt
Organism: Didymodactylos carnosus
Lineage: Eukaryota; Metazoa; Rotifera; Eurotatoria; Philodinida; Philodinidae
Source: the annotation of a GenBank genome assembly